UCUGUCUUAGACUAAGGAGCGAGAGAAGGGGGAGUCCCAUUGGCAUUCUUUAACAUCUCUGUAGCUCACUCGUGUUCAGAGAGCCAUCUGUAGAUCAGGAAGACAAAAAAGACGCUCCUGAGCCUUGGCGUCACUCAACAGGGCUGUUGAAGGUCAGGUGUCAGUGGUGAAAUGGACUUCUUGUCAGCAUGGAUUGUGUCUCCUUCAACUCUACCCUUUCUCUGUCUCAUCUGGGGCGCACAGGCCCAGCAGGCCUUCAGGUCUGAGCCCAGGAACAUUACGCUGCGGAUGGGAGCCACAGCUGUGUUGAGGUGUGAGGUUCUUCGGGCCUCAGGGACUGUGCAGUGGGCAAAAGAUGGCCUCCUCCUGGGACCAGAAAGAAGCCUGCCAGGCUUUCCACGCUACAGCAUGAUUGGAAAUCCCAAGAGAGGGCAGUAUCAUCUUCAGAUUGAAAAUGCCCAACUGGAUGAUGACACCCUCUAUGAAUGUCAAGCGGGCCCAUCGGAGAGCAGCGCAGCAAUUGUUUCCUACGGUGCCUGGGUCACCGUGCUAAUUCCUCCAUCCAAGCCAUUCUUCGAGAUGGACCUGGCAACACCUUGGGUGGCAGGGAAAAAGUACACCUUGACGUGUGUCGCCCCUGACGCAAAGCCCGUGGCGGAAAUCACACUUUAUAAAGAUGGAGUCGAGCUGACAGGUGCAGAGUCUUUCACCAUGUCUGGCUCAAAGGAUAAGCUUCUGAACACGCACGCCGAAGUAACGGUCACCGCUCUGAGCUCUGACAACGGGAGGCAGCUGGCGUGUCGUGCCAAGAACUCCGCCCUUUUCCAGCCUAUAGAGACCAGAGUGACCAUGAGCGUGUACUUCCCGCCUCUGCCUCCAGUUAUUGUGGGUCUGGAGAGAGAGGAAGUCAAAGCGGGGAGGAUGCUCGUGUUGCAGUGCGUGUCUCAUAGUGGAAACCCCCUAGCCACUCUCCACUGGACCAAGAACGGAGAAGUUCUGUCCACAACUUGGGAAGAGGAUGAUGCGGCGCAAAAGUCCAGCAGCAUCCUCAGACUAAAGAUCACCCCUGCUGACAACCAGGCAGAGCUGUGCUGUGAAAGCAUCAAUCUAGUGUCCCUAUCUCCUCUGUCUGUCAGCCGCAAAAUAACUGUGCUCUUCGAGCCGGAAGAGCUGACACUGUCGGGUUCGUUAGUGGCCAUCGAGGGGCAGGAGUUGGAACUGAGCUGCUACGCCUCCUCCAGCAAUCCCCCCGUCGACAUCCGCUGGUGGCUUGGCUACAAGGAGCUCAACGGCACUGUUGUCACCAUGGAAGAGGGAGCCAAUGGUGGGAUGACAACCAUGUCCAAUAUGACCCACCGGGUCUCCCGGGAGGAGGAUGGGUUGAAGCUCACCUGCGAGGCUUUUAACAAGGGGACACACUUCUCCAAAACCCAAAUUGCUCAACUCAGUGUGUACUAUCCCCCUCAAAAAGUAUGGCUUGACGCUCCGCCUCAAGAUGUCCCCCUUCGUUCAGGGACCACGGUCCGUCUGGUCUGUUUCUCCACUGGAGGGAAUCCCACUGGGACUCUGACGUGGUUCAAGAAUGGACGGGCAGUGCCUGAUGCACUGAAGCAGACGUCCUUUGAUAUGGGUGUAGCUCGUGAACUUGUCCUGGUCCUGGCAGCAAGCGACAACAUGGCUACAUACCGCUGCGAUUCCACAAAUAAAGCAAAAAAGACCAUCUCUGCACACACUAAGCUCAUGGUUCACUUUACAGCAGUAAGCAUGAAAAUCACAACCAAACAGGAGGUGCUUCGGCGGGGCGAAGUGUUAAGCCUGGACUGCCUGUCUGGGAGCAGUAACCCCAAGGCCAGCAUUUCCUGGAGCAUGGGCCCAUACAGGUUCCAGGGAGUCGAGCAGGCACCCAGGAGGGCUCAGUUUGGUGGUGUUUCAGUGCUCAGUUCUCUGUUGCUGAAUCUGAGUUCACAGCAUCACAACCAGAAGGUCAUUUGCCAGGCCUACAGCCCUGUGUUGGCAGAGGGAGCCAACACGUUCUUCCAGCUCAAUGUGCUUUACCCGCCAGAGUUCAGCCCAGACCAGCCAGCAGAGGUCCAGGUGGUGGAGGAUGACAUGGCAACCAUCCCACUGCUGGUCUCAGCUAACCCAGAAGAGGUCUCCUGCAUUUGGCUGCACCACAGGGAGAAGCUGGUCAAAGAGGGGGAUUUGCGCUACCACUGGUCAGAUGACUACUCGCUGGAGAUCAAGAACGUGACGAGGAAAGAUGCCGGCGUUUACACUGUUGAGUGUGCAAAUGAAGAAGGUCGAAACCAAACCUCAAUCAAACUGGACGUUCAGUAUGCUCCCAGUGUCAAAGCAGAGAAAGACCCUGUGUUUGUGAACCUGGGGGAAACUGCAGACCUGAUAUGUGUGGCGGAUGCCAACCCCAUUAUAUCUGGCAUGUUCUCCUGGAAAUGGCUGGGAGAAGGGGAGGUGGAGCUGGAAGAGGAGACCCAGGAAGAUGAAUCAGGCCUUCUGACCAUCCGUGAUGUGACUCGGGCUCACGCUGGUCUUUACCGGUGCACGGCGAAUAAUGGCAUUGCACUCCCUGCCAGUGUGGAUGUGCGGCUGGUGGUGCAGUUUAAACCUCAGCUUCAGAAAGGACCGCAAUGGAGGAAGGUUGCAAGUAGAGGGGAUGGCACUACCACAGCCGAGGUCGUGUGUCAGGCAGAGGGCAUUCCUCGUGUCGACUUCUCUUGGGAAAAAAAUGGUGUACGCUUAGAUUUUGCAAACCCCAGGUAUGAGGAGCAGACAGUGAGGGAGGGCUCCUUCCACACCAGCACAGUUCGAGUGGUAAAUGUGAGCGCUCUCCUGGACUACGCUUUCUUCAGCUGCACUGCUCGCAACUCACUGGGGGAGGACGAGCUCGACAUCCAGCUCGUCAGCACAAAUCACCCAGAUCCUCCUUCAUCGUUUCGCCAAGUCGGCGUUACCCACGACUCUGUCACGCUGGAGUGGAUCCCCGGCUUCAAUGGAGGUUUGCAGCAAAGAUUCCGCAUAAGAUACCGUUGGGACCAGUCAAUCAGUUCACUGUACAUGGACGUCUUUCCUCCCAGUGCAACCACCUUCACCGUCACCGGUCUGCAGCCUGUCACCACCUACAACUUCUCAGUCAACGCCCUCAAUGCAAUCGGAGAGAGUGGCUAUGCUGACAACAAUGCAGUACUGACCAUCACCACCAAGGAGAAGCCAGAGCCAGAAGGAGUCCCAUCAGAUGAAGACUCAGUCUCACAGAGCGCAAGUGGGCUGCCGGCGUAUCUCACGGUAGUGCUCACAGUGGUGUUCGGAGUCGUGCUGGUGCUGAAUUCACUGGGCUGCUUCUUUGGACUGAGGUGGAAAAAGAGGCGAGGUCAGACAGCAGGGGGGAGAGAGGGCAGUGUAUUGGAAGGAAAGAAGAAUGAAGAGGAGGGGUCAAGUCAAUCAACUGCAAGAAACUCUAAUAAGUAUGAGAGCAGAGAAAAGAUCAACACCGCAGCCCAGCGCACCCUCCUCGUUGACUCAGGAUCCGAAACAGACAGCAAUGCCUACGAGAGCUAUGCGGUGGACAGUUCCCAUUAUUAUUAUCCCACUGGUGACUACAUGCCGCCUCUCAGUCCACAUUAUGAGGAAACACGUGGGCUUGAUGCCGUCCAACCCGUGGACUCUCAAAGCCAUUUGUAUGAAGAUGUAAGAGAUGGUGGUCUGUACCAGGACAUACCGGCUUUUCUGCCUCAACAAAGGAACGACUGGAGACCACCAACCUACCUUCAGCAGGGCACUGAGAGAUUGAGGCACUUCAUGGAUGUUCAGCAGCCACGGAGAGAUUCUGAUCUUCCCUUUGAACUACGAGGAGAGUUAGUUUAGAACGGGAGGAUAAGGUUAAACGCAUAAACUAUGGUUCAACAUCAGUCAUUAAGUAGAGACUUGUAUAGCAGAUAUUUAGCACAGUGUGGGUUUUUUUUCUCUUAAUUUCCUUUCAUAUGGUAUCACUCCUCUUGCAUGAACCUGUCGAACAGAACAGAACAGGAAUGCCUGAUGUAAACUGCCAUAUAAAGUAACAUUCCACCUUUCAAGUGUUUUGAGUUUUCACCGAGUAUAUUGUGAUCAUUUAACAUCAUUUUCUUCAAAGGAUUGAGUUGAUCUAGUGUACAGCAUUGUAUGACAACCUGAACAAGAUGAACAGGAGGAGUGGCAGAUUGAUUUGAAAAAAAAAAUGCUGAAGAUUUGAAUGCCUCAGUGAGCUUGUGCAAUCAGGAAUGUCAUAAUGAUGCUGUGCUGCAUGCCUUUUCUUUUAAUACACUUCUGUAUCUCGUAUUUUAAGCCACCAGCUUAUUUUCUUCUGCAUCUCCUAUCCUCCCUUACCUUUACCCUCUUUCUUGGAGCCGCGGUUCCCUUUGCUUUGGCCUGCAGGGAGACAUGAAUCAGUCACUUAAAGACAAAAAUGGACUGACAUCUCUGCGGUUGGCUCUGGGGCCGAAGCGGCACAAACUCACAACGCCACCCAAGCAAAUAUCCUCUUUCUGAGCCACCCGACAUCAGCAUUUUCUAACAUAACUAGAUGAGAACCUGACGACAGAGGCCAGUCCCUCCCCCCUGUCUGCCACAAAGAGUUUUUAGAUCAUGCAGUUAGUCUGGGAAUCCCUACAAUGGGAUCAUGCUGAGUGGUAUUUAGCACAGUAAUGUCUUCAGGAGGUAAAGCCAUAUCUAGGGCCAGACUCUAAUCCUGUUUUCUCUCGGAUUGAAGUUCAGCUCACAACAUCAGUGACAGAGAGAAACUAUGCAGGGAAUUUGUCUCACUGAGAGUGGGCAGUCGGAGCGAAAUAGAGACCAGCAGUAGAGAGGGUUAGGCUAAGCUCUGACUGUGGCCACCGCUACAAAAAAAUCUUCUCUAGUUCAAAGAAAAGCAGUUUACUGUAGGCGUUUACUCAACACCCUGUACAAUAAUUUAUUUAUAUGGCAUGUUUCAAGACCAAAAUUGCUUUCCAUUAAACAACAAAUCAACAAAUGAUGAAAAAUACACAUGAAAUCUAAUAAAAUCACAUAUUAAAGUGGAUAGAACCAGUCAUAGUAAUGUAAGUUAAAGAAAUAAAAUGUUCUACAGUUGUGCUACCAGCUAUGUGAAGCUGCACUUGCACACAGCAGCGCUUUGAGCCAAAUUCUUAGAUCAACAUACAAUUAUUCUCACAGUGACAACGCUAACAUGCUGAUAUUUAGCAUGUGUAGUGUUUACCCAGCUCAACAUCUUAGUUUAGCCCAAAAGGAAGCUAAUAUUUGCUAAUAGCACUAAACACAAAGUGUAGCUGAGGCUGGAGAUUUCUUACAGUUGUCUUUCAUGAUCUUGAUAAUGAAUUGUUGGUUUGUUGAUGGUGCUAAAUGAAAACUCAGACAUUCACAGAAUAAUGCCACCACCUAAAAGAGAUUGAAGAGAAAAAAAACAUAUUCUUUAUGAUAGAAGCGUGCUUUUGAGAAGUAUGUGAUCUGAUAAAAUUCCAUCUAUUCUUUACAACUGUUACGACUGCGGUCGUAUGAGGGUUUUUUUCUGCGCUCUGUGUGUGUCCUUUGUAUUUAGCCAAUCCAAUAUGUAAAUAGGGCUUCGCCGCACCACUGCCAGGAUUAGUCAUCACAUUGACUGGUCGGUGCCGGAUUGGCUCAGUCUACUAAGAGGACGGAGAUAAAAGCGGAAAGAUGACGGUGCUUCCGGGUUUCAGAGAGAGCGAGGGGAUCAGAUGGGUCAUCCUGCACUGAGUCCCAACCAGCGCACAACAGCACAGUCCAUCCAUUCAUUUGAUCUUUGUUUAACAAAACAAGUUUGUUUGUAAGCAAAGGGAUCGAGCUGCUACCUUUUGUUUUGUUAGUUCCCCAUGUUUUCGGGAAGUUUAGCUUGGUUUUGUUUAUUGUUUUGGCUCCAGCUCAUCCAUACUUUUAGUUUUGUUUAAUACAACCUUUGUUUAUAUUCGCUUUUGGAAAAUAAAUUAAUUUCGUUGGGAAAGUCUGUGGUGUGUGCUGCUUGAGGCCUCAACAGGAUGACAUUUUCAUGUUGCAUUCAGUGACCCCUAGGCUGGGUGUAACAACAACACAGGGGAUUAAGUGCUUGCCCUCCCAACACAUAGCAUCUCUACAACAGAAUGAAUGUCCAAGUAUGCACUAUAAUAAAAACUAUAAUAUGCAGAUGGAGAUGGGGUCAUACACCUGGCCAUUUGCAUCAUAUAGUACCACACAUUUGUGACAUAUGGAGUCGUUUAAGUUGUCGAUGCAGUUUCUGGGAUGUUCCUGAAGGGUUCGGUGAGGUUGACAGACAUUUUGGUGGACAAUAUCAUGUCAGAUGCGUUUAUUUAGAGAUGUUGGAUGGGUGGCAUGUCUGGGGAGCUUACAGCCGUGGUAGGACUGGAACAUUUUCUUUCAAAGGACAGUGCAUAUUUUGGCAACGUUAGGAUGAGUGUUGCCUUGUUGGACUGCCAAGUGGUGGUGCCAAAUGAAUGGGACAACAACGAAUGUUAGGGUUUCAUCUCAAUAUCGUUGCGUAUUGACAUUACCGUCGAUGAAAUGAAGACACAUCAGUGUUGAUGUCUGCACAGCUAAAGGCGACAUCUGCUGCUUCAGUGAAUCCUUUGUAUAGUCCACUGAACAUGAGUGGUUCCCUGCUGAAGAUGGUUGCAGUACUAUUCGGCCAUCGUCCAUGCGAUAUUUCUGUCAAUACGAUAUUUUACCACAUUAUUUAUCUCAGCAAAGUCCAUUUUAAUUUUAUUUAUCCUAUUUAAACUACCUUUUGGCUGCUAAUACUAUUGUACAGUUGUUGCUACUGUUAUGUCUUCAAGCGCUCUAUGUUGCCUUUGAACUGAAUUGGAUCAAGGUCUUGAUGUGUGUGCAACAAGAUCGCAAAUCAGCUGCCUUCAGGCGACUUCUCCCAGUUUGAGCAGACAAUUUCUCAUUGUUGGUACCAUCAAUGCUAACAAUUUCCUAGAUGGACAAACCGGAGGGCAUAGAUGGUGUCGUGUGGUCUUCGGUCAUCUUGUCUGUUUUACCGAACUUCACAUGAAAUGCCAGAAUCCCAUUCUCGUCUUUCUCUUGUAACCUGUGCUAUCGUGUCAUUGGAAUAUUACUGCAUUUUACGGCAAUAAUUGAGUAGUUACUAGUGUUGGUUCCAAGGCUGCAGAUUAACUCAAUCAAGAAUUUUUCGCCGUCUGAGCAGCUCACAAACCUUCCAUGCACAAUUUUUCCUGAAGGCUUUUGUAACCACAAGUGUGAUUUCUACCUUUUCCUCUAAGUCAGGGGAGAAGGCCAUUUGGAUGCUGUGUUUAGAAUUUUUGUUCAUUCUGGCGCGUGUAGAAUUAUUGCUGUGCAUUCAUCUGAAGAUCGGUGCCGUCACUGGCAUGCCACCUUGAGAACACGUGGAGCACAAAUCAGAUACUUUUUCCUGUUACAGGGUUUCUGUGCUCUGGGUAUUUGUGUAACUUCAUCUUUUAAUGUUUACUGAGAAGAGAUCAGAAACUUCCUCAAAGUUUCUAUGGCGCUUUUAGGUUCUGCUGCCUUGUAGUAUACACAAAUACACUGGGCUCCUACUAAGUCUGUACACAGAGCUGUUACGCAUACCGUCUGUUUCCGUUUCCAGCUUCUCCUUUUUCUUCAAGUAGGAUUCUUCACAUCAGUGUUGCACAUGUAUAUCACAGACAUCACAUACAAAGCAGAGCAAGAAGACGCGCAUAUGAAGAAAAUAGGCUCCCAUCUAAAUUUACUGUUCUUCGACAGAAAUGUCCCCUUUUCCUUUUUUAUGAUUAAGAUGUUGUGUCCUGCUGUUAUUACUUUAGUAAUGUCCAAUGCAUUAUUUCUAUGGAAAUAUUUACUUACAUGCAAGAUGUGAGGUGAUAUUUAGAUCCCGGAGAGGUUAUUAAUGUCCACACAUUUGUCAAACCUGCAAAAUUGUGUUUCCUCAGUAGGGCCUGACUGCCUGGAGAUAAAUCUGAACGUUUCACUGAGCUUUGUUCCCUCAGUUAGGCUUUCUAUUCUCCAUUAUGAGCUGUCAAGGUAUGUUUGUCUCAUUACUGAACAAUUGUUUAAGUUCCUGUCUAGCUGACUGCUGUUUUCAUACCAAAGCCUGUUCAUAAUGCAUCAUUUCAGCUCAGGCAGGAGCGGUAAUCUGCUAAACUGAAGGCUUGACAGCUCAAUACUCUGUCAACUCCUAUUUUUCCUCUCGUGCCUCAUGAACAUUUUGAUAUGUUGUUUUCAGAAGAAUCUCAAGGGAGCGCAAACAGACAGGCUGCAUGAGUGCACAAUUAAGUCAAAAGAGAAACAAAUAAGACACUUUAAUUACCUCAUCUCUAGGAGUGUUUUCACAUCCUUCUUACCCCUUUCUAGAAUGCCUUUGAGAAAAAAAAUUACGAUUGAAUAAUGGUUCGAUAAUACUCCUUCAUCACUUGAACAGGUUGUAAUACCAGCAGGAGGGUUGCUCAGAUUUACCCCAAAUUUGUGCAAACUCUGUUGUUGCUCUCGUUAUUCAGAAUAUUCAAUUUGAGCUAAAUAGAAAUCAAAUCAAAAGCAACCGCAGGUUUUACAAAUUAGAACAUGAUUUUACUGGCAAUUAUUAUGACUCGCUUUGUGGCUCCUCGCUCCUGUUGUUAGUAAUGAGGAUACGAUUUGCUCCUCAAUGUGGAUGAAAGAAUAGAACUGAACAAACACAACAGUAGCUCAUGAAAGAUGAAGUAGAAACACAAUGAAUUGUUAAUGCUGAUAAAGGCUGAAGUGAAAGAGCACUGGCCAGAGUGUACACACAGUACUACGCUGUACCCUACUGCGAGAUAAGGCAGAAGUCAAAGUGAAACCUAACUACAGAAAAGUGAAUGUACUUAUAGAGACUGACGUGCGAAGAAAAAACCACAUGAACUUUAGUUGGGGAUUUUUACUGUUAUUGAAACAUUGCAUUCUUACAGCAACUGUCUUCUUUUAAUAUUAUUUAUCCUUUACUUAGAAAAGAAAUUCAGACAAGCGCUAUUCACCUGGUAUUUGUGUACAAUGGUAUAUAAUUAUCAAAAGAAAAAAUGCCUUUCUUUUAAAGUCCUUUUGAAACCUACAUGUAUGUCUUGUUUUUGUUUGCAGGCCUAUUUGAAAUUUCACAGUCCAGCAUCACAAAAAAAGAAAAAAGUGUAAUAGCAUGUUGAUCAAUAGUGCAAAGCAUAUUAGUUUCCUGAACAAGGUUGUAAAGUUGAGAGAUUCAUACAUUUUAUAGGGGCUCUUCUUGAGGCAGGUCUCAUCACUAACAGUGAAGAUACUAGACUAAAACGGCAAUAAAAAUACUUUUUUGGGUACAAUUUCACAUUCACACAUUAAUUAUCACACAUUAUUGACAAUGACAGACAUUAUUAUAUUUGUAUGUGCAUUUAUCUGCAUGUAAAUGCACUAAACAGUGUUUGUUGGAGUAAAUAAAAUGCUGAGAAUUAAA
Amphiprion ocellaris (clown anemonefish) is the source of this 9448-nucleotide messenger RNA. RefSeq names its product NPHS1 adhesion molecule, nephrin (gene nphs1). The transcript is spliced from 30 exons. The coding region runs from base 172 to 3879 and encodes 1235 amino acids. Lineage: Eukaryota; Metazoa; Chordata; Actinopteri; Pomacentridae. Gene Ontology annotation, molecular function: cell adhesion molecule binding. The record is from RefSeq and is a predicted model, not a curated record. Gene Ontology annotation, biological process: cell-cell adhesion. Gene Ontology annotation, cellular component: cell-cell junction.